AUGGCCCCAACGCAGGGCGAUGCGCCUGACCUCGCCCAGCGCCCAAUCCUGGUCCAGGCCGGUGGGGAGGCCCAGCAGCCCCGCCUCCUUGCAGCGGCCUUCACCCGCAUCCCUGCGACCAGCCUCGGCAGCCUCUUCGGCAUCGACGCUGGGCAAAGGUUCGGAAAGGAGGAGCUCUUGGCUCUUGGCAUUGAAAAUGAUAGCCAGUCGGACAUUGGGUCCACCGCGAUGGGAGAUGACAAGUCUAAGGAGAUCUCGAUAGAUCUCGGAUGGCACCAAGGCAUUCGCAUGGCUAACAACGAGGAGGUCUUGCCAUCAGCCGCAGGCUUCAAGCUUCUUGUCGAUCGCUGCUGUCGUUUACAGGAAGGGAAGUUCUGGCGGCUCUGGGAGACGUGGGAUCCAGUCCACACCACUCCGGCGCAGCGGCAGCAAACUGACCACCAAGACGCUCCAGGACCUGCGACCGUCACCGACACGCGGCUUUGGAACUCGUUGAAGGGCAACUUCGGCUUCGACUUCGACAGCGAGACGGGCGACGAUGGCAAACCACGCGGGCACGAGUUCGGCUGGAGUGCGGCACAUGAGGCGUGCAGCAAGGGCCGCCUGGCAUUGAACCGAAGGUUCUGGGAGAGCACGUAUGAUUGUGACGUCACGGAUCUCAAGAGAUUCUCCCGCGGGGCGGGCCUUAGCGUUCGCUGCGCCGCGGGCAACUCCCUUCUGCAUGUUGCUGCGCGCAGUGGUCAUUUCGAGGCCCUGACUCGAAAUAAGUUGUUUUCUCGGGUCGUCUCGACAAUCGAUUCGGCCUGGUCCAUUGAGUACGGGGUCGUGAGGUUCCUCCUCUCCCAGAAGCAGGCCCGUGGGAGUGCUGCGGGGUCGAAAUGGGAAGCUAGUGACUUGGCGGUUUCCUCUUGGGAUGUCAAUUUCGACGUUGGUCUGCAGCUCAUGCAGGUGAACAUGAAUGGCAGGAAUGGGUGGACGCCUUUGAUCUGGGCAGCCAUCACGGGUUGCGAGGAAGUGGCCUCACUGCUCAUCCAGGCCGGCUGUGAUAUCUUCGUGCGGGACGAGAAGGGGAUGAUGUGGGCGGCAAAGCAUGGUCACGAGGAGUUGGACCUGUCCGUAGAUGUAGAUGAGGUCGCCAAGUUACUGCUGCAGGCCGGUGAGCAGACAGGGCGCAAGGACGAUAAAGGCUGGCAGGCAGCCGACCACGCCAAGAACCACGCCGCCAUGCUGACUUUGCUGGAGGCCUCUGCCCGGCUGAAUCAGCGAUUGCACCUUGGAUUUGAAAAGGAAGGUGCACAAGCAAACCACACGGAUGACGAGGGCUGGAGCGCACUGCUGUGGGCCACUGGCCUGAAUGAAGACCACGUAGCUGUAGGUGGGAAGGAGCUGCUCCUGCAGAUUCUGCAGAUCCCAAGGUAUGGGGCGAGCACCCGGGUCCUGGAGGACUGCGCGUGGAAGGUGGACAACACCCAGCCUCGUGAGGCCGAGUCGGGUCAACUGCUAGAAGAAUCGGGGUGGCAUGUGUCGGAAGUGCUGCGCGUCGCAGAUGGGGCCAACGUGCCCAAGUCGCAAGCCCGGCUCCUUCUCUCUGCCGCCCGGGCUGACUGGAACGGCGUUCGGCAGGCGCACCGGAGCCCAGAAUGGUGGUUGGGGAAGGCGCGUCUGUACCGCAAGGGCACCUCAGUUGUGGCUAAUAAGGCGGCUAAGGACCACCAAGCCCGGUUUCCAGCGUAUGUUGCAAAAGAACAGCUAGCGCACGAGCAACUGAACAGAGUGUUGCUGUCCUUGACAUGCCGAGGUGAAUGCACGGGAUCCAUCAAGCCAUCGCACCGCUAUUUCCUGGGCUUCCAGCUAUGGCCGAAACGACAUCGUGCAGAUGCUGGUGCAGCAAAGGGCCGAAGUUGCGAGCCUGGAUGCAGCUGCCUCGGAAAGGUGAAUGUGGAACUCUUUGGAGGAACACAGCAGGUGCCUUCCUCGCACUAUUCUGAUGCGGGCUGGACCGCGCUCCACUUCGCUGUCAGUGGCGGCUUUGUGGAAGUGGUGUCGCUGCUGCAUCACGCCAAGGGCUCUUUGGAUGCGAAGACCUUCGAAGGAGACUCACUUCUACACAUGGCUGUGCAAGGAGAUGACGCCUCCAUGAUCCAGUUGCUUCUCGCCUCCUCCUCGCAAGCAUCGGAUGCGGCGACGGAGACGGCUGCAGCAGCAGCCCAGCGGGGCUGUGCAAAAGCCUUGCACACCUUGCUCAUGUACAAAGCCGACCCUCAGGCAUCGGAUCAAAUUGGAAACUCCUUGCUUCAUCUGGCCGCCAUCAAAGGGCACGCCAGCGUGAUCCGACUUCUGAUGAAGCCGUUCCCCGCGUUGGAGAAGUUGCGACAUGAACACGCGCUGGAAUGCCGCUUGGCAGGCGUGGAGUACGAAGAUGCCGCAGAUGCAGCAUCCGUCAUUUCCGAGUCGCCCUCGGCGGAUGCCGCAUCCGACGGUGGUGCCUCCACGAGCUCAAAGAGCUCAAGGUGCAGGGGUGCGAAACUACCGAGAGAACCUUCUGCUCGAAGGGACCGUACGCUGCUUUAG
This is a messenger RNA of Symbiodinium natans, 2571 nucleotides long. The record is from the annotation of a GenBank genome assembly. NCBI's taxonomy places the organism in Eukaryota, Dinophyceae, Suessiales, Symbiodiniaceae.